UUUAUGUGUGCUGAACACAACCCUUUCCGUAAACGUCAUAUUGGCGGGAAGUAGUAGGAGGUUUGUUAAAUACAGUGUUUACUGUGUGAACUUAGCUAAAGAUAAGAAUAUCGAUUACAUGUAGCUAAAGCUAAGAUGUCUACUUCAUCUGUGUCCAAGGGAUGCUUUGUUUUCAAGCCAAGUGCUAAGAAGAAAAAGACACUCAGUCUGGAGGAUCAUUUCAUCCAUGGCUGUGAAGGGGCUGAGAAAAGCAAAACAAGAUUCCAACUGUGUCAGGAGCUUUGGGAUCAAAUUAAAACGGACACAGAGCUUUUACAGGACGAACUUAACAGGAAGAUCCUGGACAGCUUGCUGGACUUCACGAGGAAGUGCUCUUCCACUCGCCAGCACAGUGACUGGGCAUCACAUAUGAGGGCCAGUGAGAUUCCCACAGCAGCUCUUGUACUAGGUGUGAAUGUCCCGGACCAUGACAUGACCUUCCAAAGUUUGUCUGAACUGCUCCAGCAGUCGGUGACUCCUCAUGUGGCCUCAGUACAGGCCAAAGAGUGCGUAGCAUUGAAGCAUUUAAUGAAGAGGGUCCUGGAGAGGUUAUUAGGCACUGACGUGACUGUGGAUGAUGAUGAUAAUGAGGAAGAGGAGACUGAGCAGACCAGAGCUAAUCUCCACAAGAGCGUGCACUGCUCCCUCAGUACACUCUGUGAUUGGUACACUACAAAAACAAAGAAAUCUGUUACGCCUGGAAAGAAACGUAGCUCUCCGGUCAAAGAUGAUCUGCAGCAGCCUCCGAUUGUUAUUAUAUUCAAAGAUUUGGAGGCUUUCAAUGCAAAAGUUCUUCAGGACUUUAUACUCAUCUGCAGCCGGUACAUUGAACGUCUUCCGCUGAUGUUCAUCUUUGGUAUUGCUACUUCACCCAGCACCAUCCAACACAUGCUGCCCCACUCUGUGUCCUCCCUGCUGUGCAUCGAGCUCUUCCAGUCCCUCUCCUGUACACAGCACCUGGCCACAGUCAUAGACAAGCUGAUCCUGACAACAUGGUUCCCUUUCAAGCUCAACGGCAAAGUGAUGCAGGUGUUGAUCAGCAUUUUCCUCUACCACGAUUUCUCAGUGAGGAACUUCAUCAAGGGUGUUCAGCUGGCCCUGCUGGAGCACUUUCACUCUCAGCCUCUCAGUGUGCUGUGCUGUAGGAAGAAGGAGGCUAUGCUGAAUGUGAUGCAGCUUGGUAAUCAUGACUUGGAGAGGAUCAGACAGCUGCCGUCCUUCAAGAGGUAUGUAGAAAAGCAGGAACCUCAGGAACAAGAGACUCUGCUCAAGGAUGACACUCAUUUGAAGGAGGUGUGCCAGAGGCUGAUAAAAAACCUUCACAAAUACCACAAGAACUAUUAUCCUACCCUGAGGUGUCUCCACACACUGACCUCAUCAUUACCUCGAUACCCCCUUGGGAAACAGAUCAGAGAGCUCCAUUUAAUCUGUUUGGAGAAGAACGUCUGGGAGAAUGAGGAAUACCACACUGCCAUGAAGCUUCUGAAGAUGCUGGCUAAAGAUGAACUGAUCUCUUUGCUAAAGAAGUGUGUGGAGAUUUUGCAGCAUGCCAAGUCAAAGAAAAUAAAGAGAGCUCUUCUCCAGCUGGAGGCCAUGCUCGCCAAAUUCAAGCAGUUGGACACAGUAGCUACCGAACCUCCCCCUCCUGCUGAAGAGAGUAUCAUCUCUCCAGUGAAGAAUCUUCAAAAGAAAACAGAUCUGUUCCAGCUGCAGAAGGCCCUGCUGGAGAUGAAUGAGUCUCGGAGAUCCAAAAAACUGAGCCCAUUCGAGGUGCUGCGAAAUGAAGCUCUCCAAUUUAUCGACGGCUUAGUGCAGAGCCACCUGUCUCCUCCAGAGUCUCAGACACUGAAUGAAGUUUGCUACUACUCUUCUUCGGCCACUGUGAGACGCCACCUGAACGCAGCACCGCGCACCUCCAUUCAGACUGCCCUCAACAGCCCCUUCUAUUAUCUUCAGAAUGACCGCCUAAAGACUGAAGAUGGGACCGUCUCUAAUGCAGCUCCUGAUAUCUGCAUCGUGUACAAACUCCACCUGGAGUGCGGCCGGCUGAUUAACCUCUUCGACUGGCUGGAAGCCUUUUCGACUGUGGUGUCUGCUGCCGAGGGCAACGAUCCAGACUCUGACAGUUUUGGGAAAGUGGAUGAUGUCAAACACGCUCGUUUCAUCAGAGCUGUGUCCGAGCUCGAGUUUCUGGGCUUCAUAAAGUCCACCAAGCAGAAGACUGACCACGUGGCUCGGAUCACCUGGGGAGGCUGCUGACACAACUCUCAAAAACACAAACACAUACACACUUCACCUACAUCUGUGGCUACAGUCUCCAUUCAUUCACACUCUUAUCAAGCUUGAUUUAUAUUUAGUUCUGUAUUUUUUCCUCUAAUAAAGUAUUUGCGAGCAGCGACUGAAAACCAA
Molecule: messenger RNA, 2448 nt
Organism: Eleginops maclovinus (Patagonian blennie)
Lineage: Eukaryota; Metazoa; Chordata; Actinopteri; Perciformes; Eleginopidae
Gene: orc3
Product: origin recognition complex, subunit 3
Exons: 20
Coding region: 136-2298 (720 amino acids)
Biological process (GO): DNA replication; DNA replication initiation
Cellular component (GO): nuclear pre-replicative complex; DNA replication preinitiation complex; nuclear origin of replication recognition complex
Molecular function (GO): DNA replication origin binding
Source: RefSeq, a predicted model, not a curated record